This is a messenger RNA of Anoplopoma fimbria (sablefish), 3051 nucleotides long. It is a transcript of the gene synm, whose product is annotated as synemin, intermediate filament protein. Gene Ontology annotation, cellular component: neurofilament cytoskeleton; costamere; sarcolemma. The record is from RefSeq and is a predicted model, not a curated record. The transcript has 4 exons. Gene Ontology annotation, molecular function: vinculin binding; intermediate filament binding; structural constituent of muscle. Bases 1 to 3051 code for a protein of 1016 amino acids. Gene Ontology annotation, biological process: intermediate filament cytoskeleton organization; fast-twitch skeletal muscle fiber contraction. Lineage: Eukaryota; Metazoa; Chordata; Actinopteri; Perciformes; Anoplopomatidae.
AUGUUGCCUUUCAGGAGAACUUUUGACAGCGAGAAACAGCAGCUGCAGGAGCUCAACAGCAGACUGGUCCAGUAUCUCUCCAGAACCAAGCAGCUGGAGCAGGAAAACACCUUUCUUAUUUCUGAAAUAAACAAACUCAGACGAGGGAAGACGGCGGAAUGGGAGCCGAAAUACAAGAGCGAGAUGCGGGAUCUGAGGAGGAUGGUGGGGAUGCUGUCGUUUGAGAAGUCCCAGGUCGAGAUGGAGAGGGAGAAGCUAUGGCGAGAGCUGCAGAUGGUCCAGUCUCUGUGCAGCGAGCAGACCGGGGUGUGCAGGGACAUCAGUGGAGAGAUGAAGGGCUACGAGAAGGAGCUCCAGCAUGCUCACAAGACCAACAGUGAGCUCCAGCAGCGUUUACUACACCUUGAAAACGAGUAUACAUGUCUGGAGGGUGUGCACAGACAGGAGAAGGACACACUGCGUCGUCAGGUGGAGUCCCGGGUGGUGCCCAUCAUCACGCAAAGUUAUCUCGGGCCUCCUGUGGCCACCGUGGAGGAGGUGCAAGAGUAUGCCCGCAGUCUGUCCAAUGGGUGCGUUGAGACCUUUGAUGUGUACCAGCAGAAGGUGGAGGAGAUGGAGCAGUGCAUUAGAGAGGACCAGGCCAGGCUGAGCGACCUGCAGAGGGAGAAGAUGCUGUACGCCUCAGAGUUGGACAAAUUACGCACAGAGGCGGAAAAACAAGGUCAUGUUCAGUUUCGUCUUGAAGAGCAACUGAUGCACAUGCAGGAGAAAUUCCGGGUGGACUUCAGUGAAUAUCAGAUGAUUAUUGAGCAGCUGGAGCACGAGAGGAAUAUGAUGGCUGAUGCUAUUGCAGAAAAGAUGCGAGAGCAUCAGCACCUUCUCCAGGUUAAGAUGGAUCUGGGCAUGGAGGUGGCUUCUUACAGGGCCCUCCUGGAAGGUGAGAGAGUGGAUCUGCAAGAUGCUCAUAGGAGGGUGAAUCAACAUCAAAGAGAAAGAAUAAUAGAUAUAAGGAUUCCUGCCAAGCCCUACACUCCAAGAGCUUCCACGCUAACCACCAGACAACAUAUGGAUAUCAGGCACAUGCCGCCGACUUCACACCUGAGAAGAUCUCCUGUGCCUCCCUCUGGGUCCAUAAGUCCCUCCAGGAUCAUUCCUAUUUCAGUUGCAGGCAGAGCUCGGCAUCAGAGUCCUGUAUCCAGAAGGGACAUGAUCUCCUUCACCAAAGCUCGGGCUGCCGCCCCUGCCUCUGCUACCACCACUGCCAAAGAUAAACAAACAGGCCAGAGUGAAUACCAAACCAGACAGCAUGUACAGAAAACAGCAGCAGAGGAGAAAACUGUGAAAAUCAAACAGGUCUCUCAGGUAGAGAACCAAAGCAGUCCCAUCAAGUCGUCCACUACUGAGACCAAAUCAGUGAAAGUGGUGUCACCACCAAUGAUGAGCCUGGGCAUGAAAACCGAGACAGAAAGCAAAAGGCAAGUGUCAGAUGAACAAGAGCGGGAUAAUGUUUAUGGAGGGGAGUUCAAGGAUGAAGGAAAAACAGAGCAUGCGAUGGGCACAAGUGAGAAAAAGGUAUCAGAUUCUGCGUCUGUAGAGCAGAUCAUCGAGAAUAUGAUGAGACCAGCAGGUUCGGAAGCUUUGGUUUGCUCCCCUGGAGAACCGAAGGUAAGAUACCAUGUGGAGAAAACUGAGCAAGAGGAUGGAACGACUAAGACGCAGAUCGUGUUGGAGUCCAAAUUGGAGGAAGAGCUGGAUUUUUCUGACUCAGCACUGGAAGAACUACUGAGCCAUGGGGUUAAGAACGUGGCACUGGAAGACAUCAAGGACACAGCAACAGCAAGCAUGAUCAAGAACCUGCUCAGUGGCCUGCAGGCAAGCGAGAAAUUUGAAAAUAAGUCUGUCAACGUGGAAAUCAUUGAGGAGCCGGUGGAGUUUUACACUGAUGAGAAGCUUGAGCUUGAUCAGAAAUCCAGAUCUAGCUUUUAUGAGCCCUCCACAACAUAUUUUCAAAUCGAGGAGCUAGAAAAUGUCCCUGAUGGUGCUCAAGUUCAGGGGAGUGAUGGUGAUGCCAUGAGAACCUCCAUGACCGAUACAGAUUAUCGCAAGGGUGGAUCUGUGCAAGUCCAAGAGGUUUCUGCAGAGAGUGAAUCUUCAUAUUUCUCCCACGACCAAGAGCCAAAGUAUUUUGUCUCCACACCAGAUGAAAAUCUUUCUGAAGGCGAGGAGGGUGUUGGCAUCACCUCGUAUGGCCAUUAUGGUAUCGUCGAUGACCUGUCAGAUGAGCGGUAUUAUCAAGAUGAAGGUUCUUUCUCGAGAAGGGUGAUUGUAGAGGAAAGUGACGAAUACAAGUCAGGUGAUCACUCGUUUGCCAAGGAGAGUUUCCCAGAGUGCAUCAUUGAAGAGGAGGUUUGCGUCUCCCCUAUAGUGCAGGAGUCGAUGCUCGAGUUCCUGAGAGAGGACUCUUUGGAGCCCAAAGAGCAGCUGAAGGGAGCUCUAGAGAAGCUACAAAGCUCAGUGUCGGGUCCGCUGAGGGAGGAGUUGGCCUUCCUCACAAAAGUGAGAAGUGACGGUUCACAGAAUGUGGCUUACGAUGUCAAAAAAGUGCAACAGUCAAGUGACAACGGCACCAUGACUAUAGUCGCAGAGCUGAACAUGUCUCAGAGUCUGGAAGACUCCGGGCUGCUGGAGGCAGGAGAUGAUCCAUCUGAGGAGCAGAUCAUGGCAGCUCUCAGAUCUUCUAACCAAGGGCUCGAUAAAGCCUUCCAGGGUGGUGCAGGAGGAGGAUACAGCUUCAGAUUCUCCAGAGAAGAGGAUGUUGUUCACGGUGAAGAGCUUGAAGGCUUCACUAAAGAAGAAGGGUCAGCGUCUGAAAUCACUGAGAGGCACAUACAAGUGGGGCCAUCAGAGAAGUCCUUCUCCUUUCAGAUGGACGUACAGGGCGGCCACGCUGAGCCGUCAGAGCAAGAGCUGCAAUCUCACAUCUUUGGAACCCCAGUGAAGAUUUCUCAAGAGAAAAGAAUCGUUUACCUGGAAAGUCCAACAGAAGAUUAG